This is a messenger RNA of Cladophialophora psammophila CBS 110553, 957 nucleotides long. Its product is annotated as NADPH2 dehydrogenase. Lineage: Eukaryota; Fungi; Ascomycota; Eurotiomycetes; Chaetothyriales; Herpotrichiellaceae. The coding region runs from base 1 to 957 and encodes 318 amino acids. Gene Ontology annotation, molecular function: NADPH dehydrogenase activity; FMN binding. The record is from RefSeq and is a predicted model, not a curated record. The transcript has a single exon.
AUGGCUCGCGAACGGCUGUUCUCCCCACUGCAGCUUGGCAACGUCAAACUCAACCACCGGAUCGCCAUGGCACCACUGACGCGGUUUCGAGCAGACGAAGACGGCAUUCCAAUCGAUAUUGUAAGAGACUACUACACUCAACGCGCCUCAACCCCGGGCACUCUCAUCAUAACCGAAGCUACACUCAUAAGCCCCCGGGCAUCCGGUAUGGCCAAUGUGCCAGAGAUCUGGAACUCCAGGCAGAUUGCCGCCUGGAAAAAGAUCACAGACGCCAUCGCUGCAGGUUUUGAUGGCGUCGAGAUCCAUGGUGCAAAUGGCUAUCUGCUCGACCAGUUCCUUCAGGACGUUUGCAACCGACGUACCGACAACUAUGGCGGAAGUAUUGAGAACCGUGCUCGAUUCGGACUGGAAGUCACCCGAGCCAUCAUCACGGCGGUCAGUGACAGCAAGAAGGUCACGAUUCGAUUAUCGCCAUGGACUGAUUUCGACGGCAAGAGAAUGGGAGAUCCGGUGCCUCAGUUUUGCUACAUGGUUUCCGAGCUCAAGAAGCUUGGUCUCGCCUACUUGCAUCUCGUCGAGAGCCGCUAUGCAGGGGACGUGGCGACAGCCUCGUACCACGUGCUGACACGGCGAAAUGAUCCAUUUAUCAAGCUCUGGGGACCGCAGACGCCCAUCAUAUUAGCCGGCGGGUUUACGGCCGAGACAGCAGAAAAGGCCACCGAGGAGAUUUACGCAGACUCAAACCUGUGCUGCAAACUCCUCUUGAUUUGCACUCUCCCCGGUUCCAAAGUCUCAGACAAUUGGAGCUUUGGAUGGCGCCAUGCCUUUUGUCAGAUUGCCACCACCUGUAUGACCUCCGUAGUGCCCCCGAAUCAACACCACACAACUCUCGAGCGGUGUACGUCGUUGGCAAAGCACAGAAGUCUGCCGGCCCUCAGAUGGAGCCGAACUCCUUGA